UUACUUUGGAAGAAGUCAACUCCCAAAUAGCCCUAGAAUACGGCCAGGCAAUGACGGUCCGAGUGUGCAAGAUGGAUGGAGAAGUAAUGCGUAAGUGCUGCCCUCCUCCCUUCAGGUUAUGUGGUCCAGGCUUUCACAGCAGGAAGAUUUAACAGUGCUGGUCAGCCUGCUCAGAAACUCACAGGCCACGCCCAGGGGUACUGGGGCAACCACAAACCUGCCCUGUGCACAGAGUUCUGGGUUCCUUUCCUGCCGUCGGAGGCUAUGGCUUUGGGUUCUCACCAUGGAUCUUCUCCCAUCUGUGUCCGUGGUUGCAGCUGUGGUCGUAGUGCAGAGUGCUACAGUCCUGGACCUGAAGAAGGCCAUCCAGAGGUACGUGCAGCUCAAGCAGGAGCGAGAAGGGGGCAUUCAGCACAUCAGCUGGUCCUAUGUGUGGAGGACGUACCAUCUGACCUCUGCAGGAGAGAAACUCACAGAAGACAGAAAGAAGCUCCGAGACUACGGCAUCCGGAAUCGAGACGAGGUUUCCUUCAUCAAAAAGCUGAGGCAAAAGUGAGCCUCCAGACAGGACCACUCUCUUCAUCACUGGUGGCUGAGCCUUUUCCCAGCAGGAUGGGGUCCUCGAGUCAUUGUGCCUCUUUCACAGAAAGGAUGUUGUGGUGGCCUCACCCCAGGCAUGCCCAACAGGAACUGUCAGCAUAAACCUGGGGGCCCUCAGGACUAGGCCAGGGUGAGCCAGUGCUCCGUUCUUUCAUGUACUUGGCCUGAGACUGACCUCUCCCUGGGUCCAAAUACCCUAGUCACAUGGCAGAGCCACGGCCUGGCCCUAUGUAUAACAUAAACCUGUUUGCUUCUUAGUUUGAAAAGUGAAAAGUCACAGUAACCUGGGUAGCAAAGACUGAGAUUGCCCCAUCACAGAUUUGAGUUAAGGGGAGCGAAUUGGUACAGGUGAGUCCUAUAGUCCAAGAUGGCACCACACCACCAAAGCCUUGAGGCCACACCACUCCCCAAACCACACAACUGUGUUACCAUGAUCUCCACAGCAAGGAGGAAAUCAAAGCAGAGUGGCUUUAGGGU
Messenger RNA from Nomascus leucogenys (northern white-cheeked gibbon), 1077 nucleotides. RefSeq names its product small nuclear ribonucleoprotein U11/U12 subunit 25 (gene SNRNP25). Gene Ontology annotation, molecular function: protein binding. Gene Ontology annotation, biological process: mRNA splicing, via spliceosome. Lineage: Eukaryota; Metazoa; Chordata; Mammalia; Primates; Hylobatidae. The transcript has 3 exons. Bases 119 to 556 code for a protein of 145 amino acids. Gene Ontology annotation, cellular component: U12-type spliceosomal complex. The record is from RefSeq and is a predicted model, not a curated record.